ACUCAGGAAACAUCAUUUGCAAAAACAAACAAAAAAAAAACAUUUUGUUAUCUUUCAACUUGGGAGAACCAAAGAGCUUUAAACAGAAAAAAGAGGCAUGUUUGUUACAAUAAUACCAAACAAGUGAGGUAACAGAUAAAAAUAUAUUAACAUUUACAAUAAUAAUGUAAGCAUUGUAUCUGUAACCCCAUUCAGCAUUUGUAGAUGCUAAAAAUUCAGCAAAGUGGACGCUAUACCCACUGUAAAAUCUGUUUUACAUCCAGAAUGUUUGGGAGAAUAAUGAAUCCCAUGAAUAAUGUUAAGUAUCAGGAUGUUUUAGCCCAGAGCCUGGUUGCCUCCGACAGGAGGUUACGAGGUUGGCUGUAGAUAGAUGUUUCAAGAAGCUGAUGUCUCCAUACGUACUUGUAAAUUAACACAGAAUGGUUUCAGGAACAUACAAUCAGUGUCAUCAGUGUUUUUAUUAAAAAUUGAUAUAUUUUUAAAUAUAAUUUGUAAAUAUAAUUUAUUGGAUUUUGUGGGUAUUAGUCUCACAUUUAUCUUGCUUUAAAUAUUCAGGGUCUUUUAAAGAAAUAAAAUAUAAUGGUUGCACAGAGCUUUUUUCAAGCACACACUGGUUUAAAAAAAUAAAAGAAAGAAAAUUAAUAAAUAAAAUCCAGCCACAAAUAUGUAUUUAAAUAAGAAAGUCCCAAUUUCUCUUUCUUUAGUAAAGGUGUGUAUAGUACAAAUGUGCAAACAAAUGAUAUAAAGUUCCCUUUGCAAAAGUUGCAUUUUAAUUGUAGUCUCUUCUAAACAAUGAUUCUUGGUAUUUCCAGUGAACUGUCACAGUUUUGAAGUGUGUUUGCUGAAAACAUGUCUCUGCAAACCUGUCUGCAUGAUGUCACGUGUGUAAUGAUGAGAAACUAUUUACCUGUAAUACAGAGCAGAAUACUGUAUGCUGGGUAUAAACACUGGAGUUGGCUUGGGAAGGUCACGUGACCAGAUGAACGCACGGCCGGUGAUGCUGAUCUGGUGCACGCGGUCAAGUAAAUCUAAGUUUAGAUGUCAUACUGAUAAUAAUUUGGUCUUUUAUAACUUCAAUAUAAACUGAAAUCUAGGGAUGAUGAUGAUGAUGAUGUAGAAAAACGAGGACAUACAUUUUAGUGGAGUAAAAGCUCAGCUCUUUUCAGUAUCGCGCGUUCACGUGCGCUUUCUGCUGGACUCGAGACACUUACGUCAACAGAAAGAGUUGCCAGAUUGGUGAAUUAUAACCUGAGUGCUCAUCUAGCUGUAAAUACACACUUCUUACACUAAAAAUUAUUAGGAAAAAAGGAACACUACUGUGAAGUACACUACAGUGCGGACUUGUGUAGAGCUAGUGAGCUGUUUUAAAAUGAUGAUUUGAGAUGGGUCCAAUCUGGCAACCCAGAGAGGAGGAGAGAGAACGCGAGCGAGACAGAGACACAGUGAGAGACAGAGAGGGGGGAUUUGCAGAUUUCCUCCUCACAGCAUCAUGAGCAGGGUUGGAGCAUCUCAGCACGCGCAGCACUCCUGACCGCGAGUGCACCGUGAGCAUUACCGAGCGCGCAGCUUGUGCACGCGCUGUCUGUCUGUGCGCAUGAGACGCGCCGAGGCCCCGGUUUCCGGUAUGUAGGAUCAAGAGGCAUGAAAAUGCUGCGCCUCCGGAGCCCGAGCGUGUCGUCGCUCAGCCGGGAGAUCCACUGCACCGUGCGCCUGCUGGACGACUCGGAGAUCGCCUGCAGCAUCCAGAGAGACACAAAAGGUCAGUUCCUGCUGGAUCAUGUGUGUAACCACUACAGUCUGCUGGAGAAGGAUUACUUUGGCAUCAGAUAUGUGGAUCCUGAGAAGCAGAGGCAUUGGCUGGACCCCAGCAAACCCGUGGUCAGGCAGAUGAAAUGUCAGCAGCCGUACACCAUGUGCUUUCGGGUGAAGUUCUACCCCCAGGAACCCAUCAAGAUCAAGGAGGAACUGACCAGAUACCUGUUGUACCUGCAGCUGAAGAGGGACCUGUACCACGGCCGGCUCCUGUGUCCGCUCGCCGAUGCCGCCUAUCUUGGAGCUUGUAUAGUGCAGGCUGAACUCGGCGACUACGAUGUAGAUGAGCACCCGGCCGACUACAUCAGCGACUUCAAACUGUUCCCCAAACAGAGCCUCAAACUGGAGCGCAAGAUCAUGGAGAUCCACCAGAACGAGCUGAGGGGUCAGUGUCCAGCCUUGGCUGAGCUGAACAUGCUCCAGAGAGCUCACACACUGGACACAUAUGGUGUGGACCCUCAUCCCUGCAAGGACUUCACCGGAGCAACAGCAUUUCUGGGAUUCACUGCCCGGGGCUUUGUUGUUUUCCAGGGAAACAAGAGGAUCCACUUGCUAAAAUGGCCGGAUGUCAGCAGAUUUAAGUUUGAAGGGAAAACAUUUUACGUGAUUGGAGUACAGAGAGAGAAGAAACUGGUUUUGACGUUCCACACCUCCACACCAGCAGCCUGUAAACACCUAUGGAAAUGUGGCGUAGAAAAUCAGGCAUUUUACAAAUGUGCAAAAUCGAGUCAGAUCAAGACUGUAUCCAGCAGCAAUAUAUUUUUCAAAGGGACCAGAUUUCGCUACAGCGGUCGUGUUGCUAAAGAGGUGAUUGAAGCCAGUUCGAAGAUCCAGAGGGAGCCUCCAGUCGUUCACAGGUGUCAGUUGGGUCAGAGCAGAAGUUUUACCUCGCUCAGCCAUAAGCACCUCAUAAUGAACAUGGAGCCUCUGCUGCCGGCGCUCAGCUCAAACAGGGAAUACCGGGAGGCCUCGGCCGACAGCGGUCUCUUGGCCUUGAAAGACUCGGUUCACUUGUCCCCACUGAAACCAUCCAUGAUGCCAGAAGACCCUGAGCUGGAGGAGAUGGAGUGCAAUGUCCAAGAGACAGGACAGGAAGACUCAGCCUUUCCUGGCACUGGACUGGAGGAAGAGAGGAGCAAGGAGGAGGAGGAGGAGGAGGAUGAAGAUGGGUCUCACGCCAUCUCAGAUACAGCAUACAGCCCAUGUUCAAGCGUGAUGCCCACGCCGGUGGAGGAAACACAGGGUGGUGUGGACUUCCUGUUCCAAAGCCCUGGGCGCUUGCUGAAGGAACUCCACGCCAGUCCGGAAAUGCAGGCGGAGCUUUGGGCUGAGCGGCAGCGAGAACUGACCCGAGAGGCCACCUGUCAGUCACUGUGUAGCCAAUCAAAUGGGACGCCACAGAUCCGGGCGUUCCUCCACAGCGCUGCCCGGCUCAUAGCUGUAGCUUCAAUCCUGCUCCUUCUCCUAUUGGUCCUCUUGCUGGUUCUGCUGGAGUCCGACCUGGACGUUUCCUUCCUACAGGACAUCCGAGAGACGCCUGAGUUUGAGCAGUUCCACUAUGAGUACUACUGCCCGCUGCGCCGCUGGCUCUGCUACGAACUCGAGCUCCUGACAGAGAAUCUGUGGGGAGACUGACGUUAAUAUCUACAGUAUACGGCUACAAGGCCCUCCAUCAGCAGGGAUGAACAAUUGGGACACGGGGAGGAGAAUGGACCGAUAAGGAAGGAAGGUUUGCUCUCGUACAUCAUGAUGUUUUUUUUUUUUAACUUGCACCCUCAGGCUGGAUUCACCCUCAACUGUAACUGUACGCAAAGCCAUGAAUAUUAGAGGAGCUACAAAUGCUGAGCUGCAGCUCAAAUGUUCCAGGCAAGUUGCAGAGUUUUAGAGGUAGCAGCGAAUGAGUAGAAUAGAUCUGUAGCAAAAAAACAAACAGCAGCUAAUCAGUCUGUAUAAAGCUUCAAGACGGGAUGCACCAAUCAGAGGUGAUGCACCGAUCCCAUUUCUUCAUUUUUAAUCCAAUACUGAUAUCAGAGCUGUAAUUCUCACCUUACAGCUGAUAUUGAUAAGAUACUGGCAUUAUAGUUUGAGAUCCUGUCUGAACACAACAGAGCUUUACUAUUCAAGUAAUUUCUCAAAAAGUCAGGAAUUAUGGCCUGCCUUUUCCUUGCUUUAGUUUUUUCCUCUCUACUGUAUUUUCUUCUCUUUAUUAUGUUAUAUUAGUGUUCAAUCCUAUUUUAAACAUUUUUACAGCUGAGAAGGUGUAUAUAACAGCAGCAGUAGUUCAUCUGAAAGGUAAAUCACAGGUUUAUAUGAAUGUAGCCAUUCUAAUACAUUAUCAUUUCUAUAGCACCAGGUAAUUUACACGGACGUUUAUGGUGGCCGUUCCACAUGAAUGGAUAAAAAAGGAGUGUAAUUGUUGAUAUAGUGAAGUUUUCUGUGAUGAGACAUUUAUUGAACAUUUUUGGAAGGAGUCUCCAGUGUCAGCUCUCUGUUACAUUCAGAGUUAAAGCUGUAUCUUUAAGUGUCUUCAGUUGGAAGGGCUUGGAGGUAACAUGACAAGCUACAUAUUUUUACUUGUUCAGGAGAGUAAAAAAAGAGAGGCUAUUGAUGGAAAGACUGUUUAUAGCUGCUAUAACAUAAGUGAUAACAGGAAGUGACUUGUUUCACAGACGUUCUACAGCAUCAAACGUAACUAUAAAUGGAAAUGAAAUAAAAAAUUUAAAAAUUGUAAUUAAAAUUUGUAAUCGUUGGCAAAUUGCUGUGGUAUAAGAGGAAUAAAACUUUUAGGGACAUGCUGUUAUUGGAAAAUAAUAACCUGGAGGGUGAUAAUAGUAGAGGCCAAAUCUAUGUGCAAGCACUGAGAACACUGCAUUGGUAGGUUGUGUAAUGUUAAUUAAAACUAUAUCUUUUGGGAUGUUGUUUGAAGGUUAAAAAAAAAAGCAGGCAAAGUGGAAUUUAAACUUGAUGUUGGAGGAC
This is a messenger RNA of Pangasianodon hypophthalmus (striped catfish), 4788 nucleotides long. It is a transcript of the gene frmd3, whose product is annotated as FERM domain containing 3. The transcript is spliced from 14 exons. Gene Ontology annotation, molecular function: cytoskeletal protein binding. NCBI's taxonomy places the organism in Eukaryota, Metazoa, Chordata, Actinopteri, Siluriformes, Pangasiidae. Gene Ontology annotation, cellular component: cytoskeleton. The coding region runs from base 1642 to 3447 and encodes 601 amino acids. The record is from RefSeq and is a predicted model, not a curated record.